UCUAGAGAGUGAGAAAAUUCCUUGGAGCUGUAUUUUCUCAUAAAUACACCCUACUCUCAUAACUCUAUCAUGCUCCUUCUCUGCCGAAGCCAAAGAGUUGUGGCAUAGUUGCCAAGUGCAUGGUAAGGCUCACGAAGGCUAGAGUUUUUGUAGAGAAUGAUUGGAUGUGUCACGAUCCAUCAGAGAAGAGUAGACGGCAUAUCACAAUAUAAUAGCAGUUUAUUUCAAUCUAGGUUAAUGGUCCAAGAUUUGGAUGCGAUGAUGGACAUUUUCUUGGCUAAGCACGGUCAGCAGUCGAAGUUUUUGGGGAAAGACCAAGCCGAAGAGAUCAACUACGAGGAAACGAGACUAGAUGUGACCCUUUGGUUGUGUCAGCUUUCCAACUUCUAGUCCUUAUGGGACAUCUCGUAGGAGAUGGAUGCUGAACUCCAGGGAAGAGUUGCCUCAUGUGUGAGACGUCCAAAAACGUUGAUUUGUUGAGGCAGUUUUAAAAAAAUCGGACUGAUGAUAUUUAUCAUAAAUUUAUUUUCCUUUCUGCAUGCCAUUUAUUAAAUGUCAAAAAGGGGAAUGUAUUGUCAAAAAAAUAUUUGGUACAAGAUAGGCAAAUUUCAAUUAAUAUCUUUUUUGUCCCUUUUUUUUUUUUCUUUCUUUAGUUGAAUAUAUUUGUGAUGUUUUAGAUCUUUGCGAGUCUCUUUCUCUCUCUCUGUUUCUUUAAUUUGAUUGUAAUAGAAGAAAAUCAAUUUCUUCGAUAUGCCCGACUUGUAUCUUUCAAAGAGAAUAACGUGAAAUAAAAGAGUUGCGAAAAUAAGGUUCUAAAUCUUUCUUCUUCUGUAUCAAUUGAGUGAGCCAUGUCCCUACAAAACCUCGAUUAGUUUUCUCUGCUGGUUAGGAGAGGUUAUUACUUUUUCAAAAUGGUCGUGACUAGCACGAAUAAUUAUGUAAAAGCUAUCCCUAGAGCUAGAUCUCACCUUUCUCAUCAACUUUGUCUUCAAUCAUUUCUUCUAUAUUUUUCGGAUUAUGAAUCAUGCUCGGUCUAAAUCUUUUAUGGAAAAAAUAAAUAAAUUUGGUUGAUCUAUUUUUUGAAGCUUAAAUAUUGUCAUAGCCCUUCGUUUGCUAUCGUAAAGCUUGGUGUGCUGCUCUCUACUCUUAGUGGUAUGAUCCCACUUUCCACUCUUGAUGGAGGGUUGCCACUUAUGUAAUACUCGGUUUUGGUGUCGGGCCCUCCUCUGUAAUCACCCUCCAGCCAUUAGCCAUCGAGAUGCCUCCUUUGGAUUGCGAGAGUUUAUUAUGGAUUCUUUCUCCUUAAAUUAGAGCAUGCUUAAUAUAAGGUUCUUCAUUGGGAUGACUACAAAAAGGAUAUUUCAGAAUAAGUCUAUAGAAGCAUAGCAAGGUGAACAAAUGCGUCCAUAAGUAAUUAUAGUACCAUGGAUUGAGACAUACCAAAGGGGAUGAUGAGAGAGGAAGAGGAGUAUAAAAUACUUACUCCUUUUGCUAAUUAAAAACUAUUUAAUGAAAUAGCAAGUUUUAAUGACUAGUUCUAAAGCAUCUAGGGUGAUGCAUGACAAAUGCAAAGAAUAAGGAAAGGAGAGAAUACAAAGAUAAAGAGGUUACCUAAAGGAUGAUUACCUAAAGGAUGUUUUCAUGGUCAAGUUUCUCUUGAAUAAGCUGUGUUGUUGAUGCUCUUCUUGUACAUUAUUUUUGGCCAGUUAUAAUUGACAAGAUUAGAUCUUAGAGUUUUCCUACGAUGUUGCUUUGUUGUUUCUUUUAGCUAUUCGUUGCAACUACCCAAGUUUUUUUGAAUCUCUAUAUCUUAAUUAUCUAGGUUAGUGGCCAGAGAUUAAGAUAAACCAUGAUCUCAAUUUAUCUCGAUCGAUACGAAAAAUAGGAAAAUGUGAAGGAAUUGAGAUCUUCUGAGAUCUUUGACCAAUAUUUUCUCGCUAAGAUAUUGAAAUUUUGGCUAAUUCUUACUUUAUCGUUGUAAUUUUUUUUUGAAUAAAAAGAAUUGCCAAUUUCUCUAAAAUAAAAUUCCCUCUCAUGGCAUAAAAUAUUUAUCUUUUAUCCUGCAAAACAUUAAAUAACACCAUCCCUCCAAGGAAAAAGAAGAAGAAGAAGAAAAUCAAUACCAUCUCAUAGAUUAUUUAGUCCAAUAGGAUGCGACCAACAAUGAUGCUUCUACGCCAUUCGUUUUUUUUAAUUUUAAUUUAUGUGUUUGUUGGAACCAGCUUCGUUGCAAAGUCUUAUAGCAAAUACAAUCAUAAGCAUCUGAUGCAACCAAAUCAUGAAGUUAUUGAGAAAAGGGCUGGCAUCUUCCUUUACUAUAUAGGAUGCUACCCAAUCAGCAUCUACCAAAGGCAACAAAUAUCAUUCCACAAAGAAGGAUGGAUGUUAGGGUAGUUUAUCUCAGGGCUAAGUUUUUUUUUUAGUAGAAACUCAGGGCUAAGUCUGAUAUAGCUAUCCUGGAGCCUCCCAAGAUUACCGUAUCAAUCAGCAAAAUAGAGACACCAUAUAUCAGGCGCCCCAACGCGGUCGUCAGCGCAGCCAAAGUCUCAGCCGUGUCAAAUAGUGAAACUCUAAUCGCCGCCACCAGGGACGAAGAAGCUCUGCUGCGCCUGCGCCAUUCGUUUUUCAUGGCGCUCAUAGAGUCGUAUUUAUACAUAAAACACACCUCCUUCCCGUCUUUCCACCCGAUCCCCUCCUUGCCACGAGAAAUUCCAGAAGAAAGCAAUGGCCGUGAGCUCCUCGUCUCCGCUCCUCCAUCUCCUCCGACCGUCGCCCUUCUUCGCGUCUCUUCGCCCCACGGGAGGAAGACCCAAGCGGCGAAUCUUCACUCCAUUCGCUGGGCCAAGCGAGAACACACGGAAGGAGGAGGUCGUCGUCGUCGGCGCUGGCAUCGCCGGCAUCGCCACCGCUCUCUCUCUCCAUAGGCUCGGGGUGCGAUCGGUGGUACUGGAGCAAGGGGACUCGCUCCGGACUGGAGGGACCUCGCUGACGCUCUUCAAGAACGGGUGGCGCGCCUUGGAUGUCAUUGGCGUUGGAGACGAGCUCAGGAGCCAAUUCCUCGGGAUCCAAGGGCUGGUGAUGAGGUCAGAGGAUGGAAAGGAGCUCCGGUCAUUUUCAUUCGAAGAAGAAGCUCCAGGGCAAGAAGUCCGAGCGGUGGAAAGGAGAGUGCUUCUUGAGACUCUUGCUAGUCGGUUGCCACCGAACACGAUAUCUUUCUCAUCAAGGAUGAAAUCUAUUGAAAGACAAGGGAGUGAGGGGACUUUACUGGAGCUUGAUGAUGGCAGCUGCAUACUUGCCAAGAUUGUGAUUGCUUGUGAUGGUGUGCAUUCACCAGUUGCAAAAUGGAUGGGAUUUUCGGAGCCUAACUAUGUUGGACAUUGUGCCUUCCGUGGCCUUGGGCUAUAUCCUGAUGGUCAGCCAUUCAAACCAAAAGUGAACUACUUCUAUGGAAGGGGCCUGCGUGCUGGUUUCGUUCCAGUUUCCUCCACUAAAGUUUAUUGGUUCAUCUGCUUCAAUAGCCCAUCACCCGGACCGAGGACCAGCAAUCCAUAUGUUUUGAAGAAGGAAGCUCUUGAUCUCGUAAGAAGCUGGCCUCAGGAGCUCCUGGAUGUCAUGCAAAAGACCCCAGACAAUGCUGUCAUCAAGACUCCGCUAGUAGACCGGUGGCUGUGGCCUGGCUUCAGUCCUCCACCAUCUGCAAGUGGUGUGGUGGUGGCUGGUGAUGCAUGGCACCCCAUGACACCCAACCUCGGGCAGGGUGCUUGCUGUGCUUUAGAAGAUGCAGUGGUUUUAGCGAGCAAGCUUGGAGGUGUGGUUGGUGGCAGAAGAGAACUGGUAGACCGAGCGCUAAGAGAGUACACCCAACAGAGGUGGGCUCGUGUAUUUCCAUUGACCAUUCGAGCAAACUUUGUUGGAUCUUUGUUGCAGUGGGAAAAUCCAGCCGUCUGUUCAUUUAGGAACAAUAUCAUGAUCCCAAAGUUUGUGAGGCUGGGGCCAUUUUUGGAGCACACAAAUUUUGAGUGUGAGUCGUUGGAACCAGUAGCAUCAACCUAGUCGUACUUUUGGUACAUCCGUGCUUAUAGUCUCCCGUGCUCAACUGGGCAGAGUGCAAGCAAGAAGGUGCAUUCUCUCUGCUAAUAUGUGAUUAGCUAAGUCCACCCAAUAAUUGAUUCCUUGAAUUUAUAAUAGCUGUAGAUACCAUUUUGGAGACUUUCAAUAUACUUUGGGAAUGAAGUAGAUGCUGUAAACAUCAUGUGACGAGAGUAAGAAAGAAACCGAAUUGGAUCUGUAAACGACCCAACGGACCAGGUGAAUCCAUGUCUGCCCUGGGUUUAAGCUGUACUUUGUAAAUUUGACCAUUUAUUAUUUAUCUGAGAUAAGCUAUUCUAAUCCUUCUCUA
This is a messenger RNA of Phoenix dactylifera (date palm), 4399 nucleotides long. The record is from RefSeq and is a predicted model, not a curated record. Lineage: Eukaryota; Viridiplantae; Streptophyta; Magnoliopsida; Arecales; Arecaceae.